GGAAGGGGGGUGGGCUUCAUUCAAUCUUUUUUGGUUCCGUUUAUUCUCGGUGAAGGGUUGAGUCGGUUCAGAAAUUUGAGAGGAAUGAGAUUAGAGUUGCACCGAGGACCGAGGAGUGUGUACUUGUGAUUUAUUGUGUGGUAGGCAGCUCAGUGUAGGCAUUGAGCUGCUUUGUUUUCCGAGUAUUUGAGGGAGUUGAAAUUGCGGCAAUGGGUGUGUUGUGUGCCUCAUCGCAAGGAGCUGCUCUGAAAAGUCUUGUCGACGCUCCUGCCAAGGUCACCGCCUCGGCGGCUUCGUCUGCACUCCCACUUCCCGGUUUUGCAUCGGGGAGGACUGCGAAGGCUUUGAGGUCAAGUAGGGAGUGCCUGACCAUUGCUUUGAAAGGAGGGCUUAGCCAGGGUUUAGGGAACUCUUGCGCCGGAAUUAGCAGAAAGAGAGAAUUGCGCCUCACACAAACUGCUAUUUCGGCCACAACUGAGUCCUCUGAAACUGUGGAGGAUCACCAGGAGCAGGGAGACGUCGCGGUCAUGAACUCUAGUGGGUGCGAAACGUUGUGCACAACGACAUGGGGUCUGUGUGAUACGGUAAUCGGGGUUCUCGGCGGCGGGCAGCUCGGACGGAUGCUCUGCCAAGCUGCCUCUCCCAUGGGCAUUAAAGUAUCUGUUUUGGACCCGCUUGAGGAUUGUCCAGCUGGGAACAUUGCGUACCAUCAUCAAGUUGGGAGUUUCAAAGAUAUGCAGGCUGUUCGGGAAUUCGCUAAAGGAUGUGGCGCUUUGACUGUGGAGAUUGAGCAUGUGAAUGUUGAGACGCUCGAGGCUCUUGCACGCGAGAAUGUCGACAUUGAGCCCAAACCUUUCACAAUUCGCAUUAUUCAGGACAAGUAUAUGCAGAAGAUGCACUUCAAGAAACACGACGUAGCCCUUCCCGAGUUUAUGAAGAUUGACUCUGCGGAGGAGGCGGAGGAGGCUGGGAAGUUGUUUGGCUACCCGCUGAUGUUGAAGAGCCGGCGGGACGCAUAUGAUGGACGCGGUAACGCGGUGGUUGAAUCCAGGGAAGCUCUACCCCUAGCGAUUUCGUCCUUAGGGGGCAUUGAACGGUGUCUUUACGCUGAGAAGUGGGCGCCAUUUGUAAAGGAGUUGGCCAUCAUGGUGGCUAGAGGGAGGGAUGGUUCCAUUCGCUCCUUUCCAGUCGUCGAAACCACACAUGUUAGCAACAUUUGUCAUACAGUUGAAGCUCCGGCCCGUAUCCCUAAAGAGGUCGCUGAAUUAGCCAUGCAGGUUGCAGAGCGAGCAGUGGGAUCUCUAUCUGGAGCUGGCAUGUUCGGUGUUGAGCUUUUCCUUCUCAAGGAUGGAAACGUAUUGCUGAACGAAGUCGCACCGAGACCCCAUAACUGUGGACAUUACACAAUCGAAUCAUGCUUCGUCUCCCAGUAUGAGCAGCACCUGCGGUGUGUCCUCGGGCUUCCUCUCGGCGACCCCUCCAUGAAGGUCCCUGCCGCUUUGAUGUACAACAUUUUAGGUGAAGCAGAUGGAGAGGAGGGGUUCACCAUCGCGCACAACAUUAUGCGUAGAGCCAUGUCUGUGCCAGGGGCGAGUGUACACUGGUACGAGAAACCAGAAAUCCGGAAGCAGAGGAAAAUGGGGCACAUCACGGUUGUAGGCCCAACGGCUGAGGUUGUGCGAGCUCGUAUGAAUUGGAUCAUCAACACGAAAGGCAUACAAGAUUACCCCAAGAAAAAGCCAUCCUUCGUCUCUGGUGUUCUUCCUUCGAAUGUAGCCACUGCGCUGGCAAGCUCUUCUGAAGAUGCAAAACCAUCGGGCCCGCCUGUUGGAAUUAUCAUGGGAUCGGACUCAGACUUGCCAGUAAUGUCUGCUGCUGCAGAGAUUUUGGACUCAUUCGGUAUUCCAUAUGAGUUGACGGUGGUGUCUGCUCACAGGACUCCAGAGAGGAUGGUCUCAUACGCCCAGACUGCACACAAACGUGGUGUAAAGGUGAUUAUCGCUGGGGCAGGAGGAGCUGCUCACCUCCCCGGGAUGGUUGCUUCUUUGACUCCGCUUCCUGUGAUUGGAGUGCCUGUGAAAGGAAGCCAUACAGAUGGGCUGGACUCGUUGCUGUCUAUCGUCCAGAUGCCACGAGGAAUUCCCGUUGCUACAGUAGCGAUUCAGAAUGCAACAAAUGCAGGUCUCCUGGCUGUGCGGAUGCUUGGUGUAGAGAGUGAUCAGAUUGUUGAUAAGAUGGCUGCCUACCAGAACAGCUUGAAGGAUAUGGUGCUCGAGAAAGCAGAGAGGCUCGAGACUAUCGGCUGGAAAGAGUAUUUGAAGUGAUUUUCAUAUCUCAAAGUUCAUUGGAGUAUGGAUGGAAUCGACGCUUCAGGGUUGAGAUUGGCACAUGAUCUUGUGAAGAUAUGGGCAUUAUUCAGAGGAGUGGAAGGGAAUUCUCGAAGAGACGCAGGCAUUCGCAUCAUAUCCACUUGCCAUCAUAUUUUGCAGUCUAAAUGCUUAUGGGUCGCUUCCCAUGUAGUGGGGCCGUUGCGGCCGCUGAAACUGGUGUUACUUUAGCAAGUCUUCACGAGGCUUAGCACAGUGAAACUUUUGGCAGUUGCAUCAGACACCUUUUUGAUAGAGUUCUUUUUUACCUUCGUCUUUCACACUCGAGCUUGCUUAACCUAACUCAACAUUUUUAAUUAUCCUCUAGAAACUUAGUACUAUUUGUUCUGUAUUUUGUUUACAACAGAUCUUAUUGAUAUGGCUGGUGUGUGCGAUGCGCUUUUUAAUCAGCGGCUAAGAAUCCAAUGAGAAGUAAACUUUCACUGUGUUGCACACUCCUUUUUUA
Messenger RNA from Physcomitrium patens, 2832 nucleotides. RefSeq names its product phosphoribosylaminoimidazole carboxylase, chloroplastic. Gene Ontology annotation, cellular component: chloroplast. Gene Ontology annotation, molecular function: metal ion binding; ATP binding; phosphoribosylaminoimidazole carboxylase activity. Gene Ontology annotation, biological process: 'de novo' IMP biosynthetic process. The record is from RefSeq and is a predicted model, not a curated record. NCBI's taxonomy places the organism in Eukaryota, Viridiplantae, Streptophyta, Bryopsida, Funariales, Funariaceae.